This is a messenger RNA of Caenorhabditis remanei, 996 nucleotides long. RefSeq lists its product as uncharacterized. The record is from RefSeq and is a predicted model, not a curated record. Lineage: Eukaryota; Metazoa; Nematoda; Chromadorea; Rhabditida; Rhabditidae. The coding region runs from base 1 to 996 and encodes 331 amino acids. The transcript is spliced from 6 exons.
AUGAUCUUCUCAUGUCGAGGACACCUACCAUUGGAUCCUUCUGUGAAAGCAGAACCCCAAACUCAAGGAUCAUUACUACUGACCUAUCACAUUUCAACCUGUCCCACUCCAGUCAAUGCAUCGAACGACUCCAUUCAUAUCGGAAUGAUGGAUAAACUUGAUCGGCGGAGUAUGUCCGUCAACGGCUCUCCAGUACAAUGGCCAUCGCGUUUACCUUAUGGUCAGUACCCACCAAGUCAUAGUGAAUCAUUCGGAAAAGAUUGCAGUCCAAAACUUGGCAAAAACAUCCACCCACAUCCGAACCAGCCGGUUGAUCGCUUGAAGAUUGAUACUUCAACCCCUAAGUUAUCAAAUCGUUUGUUUGAACUACUAGUGAUAUCCAAGAAAAUACGAAUGGGAGAGUUGAAUGAAACUGGAUACGCGUCAUCUCCAUUUCCAUUAUUCAUUACUGCAAUAAAACAUAGAACCAUACCAUCUUUACAUUGGAAAAACGAUGGGCGAACUCUGGUUCUGUUCGGAAGAGCAACACAUUCUUCUUCUUGUUCGAGAGAAGAAUCUGCCAUUAACUACCUCAGCUGCUUGAUUGCUGGCAUCCUGAUGGCUUCCAAAGUUUUUGAUGGAUCGGAAUCUAGCUGGCUGAACAACUCCAGACUGAGCAGCCAUCCUGGCGAACAGACUACUCUGAUCGUCGAGGAGGGUUAUCGGUUUGUCAAAUUCAACAAGCUCUCCCUUUUCGAACACCUGCAAGUUGUUGCGAACAUAAGCACUGUUUGCUCUUUCAAACCCUCUUACCAUUAUCAUAUCAGUGUUCAUUAUGGUGUGAAGACGGUGAGCAACAGUGAUGAUAGUCGCAUCUUUGAAGAAGUUUCGAAUUGUUUUCUGGAUACACGCAUCGGUCACUCCAUCCACGUUGGCAGUAGCUUCAUCAAUUACAAGUAUACGAGACCGAUGGAUCAUGGCACGAGCAAGACAGAAGAGUUGACGUUGGCCAACUGA